AUGCGCUCCACUUGGAUAAAUCCGAUCGCUCUUGAUUAUGUAAUUGAAUUCUUGCGCUUGGUGCGCUCCGAGUUCAAGUCCGAUCGGCUUGGAAUCAACAAAUCGGCUCUACCAUACCUUCACCGAAAGAAAAAAGAAACGUUUGGGAUUGAUCGUUGUCGCUUACCCACCCGGAAACCGAAUCCACCCUUUCUGUCGCUUUUUAAGUUCUUCAUCUCGAAUUCGCCUCGGAUCGUUCUUCGCAUCGCUGACUUGAAUCUUGCCCGAUCAAUUCUCAAGAAUAAAAAAACUAUCGCGCUACCCGCCACUAUCGGUUAUCGAUCUUCGCCGGGACCACAUCUUCGUUACCGUUCCGUUUUUACCGAUCUUAACCUCGAUUGGAUUGAAUCCUCCUCGCAUCACUUUGUCCAUCUCUUACCCGUUCUUCAUCUCGGACAGAGCUUUACCGCAGUAAUCAAGGUGAAGAAUGCAGUCCUCAAGUCUAAUAUUUUUAAUCCGCUACCGUCAAUCGAUUGUUACAAGCUCCAAAAAACAACAUCCUCUCUUCCACCGACAUCACUACUCUCGCCAUCUCCUGCUCUUUGCCAUCUCAUCACUGCCAUCGUUGCCAUCUUCUUUCCCCCUUCAUGAGCGCCGCCACUAUACGAUGUAUGUUGUCUUUGUCUCUUCUUAAUAUUGCUUCUCUCACACCGUCCUCCUCAAAAACUGAUCAAAAACAGUUGAUUCCGAUUGAUCAUAAUGCC
This is a messenger RNA of Puccinia graminis f. sp. tritici CRL 75-36-700-3, 743 nucleotides long. RefSeq lists its product as uncharacterized. The record is from RefSeq and is a predicted model, not a curated record. NCBI's taxonomy places the organism in Eukaryota, Fungi, Basidiomycota, Pucciniomycetes, Pucciniales, Pucciniaceae. Bases 1 to 630 code for a protein of 209 amino acids. The transcript has 4 exons.